UUAACAUCUCUCUCUCUCUCUAUCUUCCUAAUUGUUGUUACGAAGUUAAUUGUGUUUUAAUUAGAUUAUUAAACAGAGUUUUGUACCCGGAGAAUUAACUGUUAAUUUGUGUUAAUUGUUUACUUAAAUUUCUGCUUUGGUGUUUUAUUUGAUUUGCUGCUUUUUUUUUCUUUUCCUUCAUCGUUUGUAUAAACAGGCAAACAUGUUACCAGCUAAUAAAUCCUGUUACUUUUAUUUUCUUCAUCAUCUUGUUGGACUCGUUACUUUUAUCAUAUUGUUAAAUGUUAAUGUUAAUCAUUUUGUCUAUGGAUUACCUUCAUCUUCACCUUUGUCAAAUUCUACCGAUGGUUCUGUAACUUUAUUAUCGCCAUCUUUUUCUGCACAAUCAGUUAAUUCAAUUUCCAAUGAAACCGUUGAAAAUGUUUCUUGUGAAAGUAGAAAUUCAAGUUGUUCUUCUUGUGUUAAAUCUAAAAAAUGUUUCUACUGUUACUCAACCAGUUCAUGUUUACCCUUUAACCUUAAAUUGUCUGGUUGUUCAUCGGUUAAAGAAACUGCUUAUGGUACUUGUUUGGUUAAAUUUAACGUUCUUGCCAUUUCUCUUGGUUCCAUGGCUGGUGUAAUUCUUCUUACAAUUGUGAUCACUUGCUGUUGCUGUUGUAAUUGUCAACGGAAAAGAUCAGGCUGGGAAGUAGAUAAUCAAAAAGAAAAUCUAACCAUGCGAGGGUCUGUUAUCCGUGAUAAUGCUUUUGCCAAACGAGAGGAAAGACAAAGGCGAGUGGAUGAGAUCAAACGGAAAUACGGAAUUCCGGAGAAAAAAUGAGGAUGAACCCUAAUAACGUUAUCAACUGAAGCCACACACAAACUCAUGGGAUCGUUUUUCAAUCAUUAUCAUCGUAAACACAAUCAACAUCCUCCCACCUUAAUCAACCUCCUAAUCCUCCCUUUUUGUUAAUCAUUGUAAUCCUAUUCAACCACCUCGUUAGUUACCUUGUUAAUGAGAAAAAUUGAGAUUAAUCUUUUUAGCUCAGCUUCAAAUAAUUGAUGUAACCAUGCAAUCGCCAUGAUUUUCACCACGUUACCUUCCUCACUCUCUCUCCCUUCUUGAAAACUCUGCGUGAAAACUAAAGCAAUGCUGGUUAUGGAUGAGAUCUCUGGUCAUAAACAAACAAUUUCGAGUUUAAUUAGCACAAUUGUUUGCUUGGAAAAACAAACAAUCACAAUUAAACUAAUUGUAUCUCCUUUUUUUAUAUUUUUAUCUCCCACUAACAACAUCACCAAUUCACUAAUUAGACAUUUCAAUUAAUUUUUCUAUUAAUUAUAAUUGAUUUAGAAAAUUGUACAUAGAAACUUAUCCCAAUUGUAAAUUAUACCAAAAAACAACAACAACAAUUAACUAACUCCACACAUACAAAAUCAAAAACCUUUCUGGUUAUUAAUUAAUCAAUUGAUUUUAAUAAUAAAAAUGGCAAAUUACAUCAACAACAAUAA
Messenger RNA from Panonychus citri (citrus red mite), 1488 nucleotides. Its product is annotated as pituitary tumor-transforming gene 1 protein-interacting protein-like. Gene Ontology annotation, cellular component: nucleus; cytoplasm. The transcript is spliced from 2 exons. Gene Ontology annotation, biological process: protein import into nucleus. The record is from RefSeq and is a predicted model, not a curated record. Lineage: Eukaryota; Metazoa; Arthropoda; Arachnida; Trombidiformes; Tetranychidae. Bases 203 to 820 code for a protein of 205 amino acids.